Messenger RNA from Limanda limanda (common dab), 3132 nucleotides. Its product is annotated as beta-1,4-N-acetylgalactosaminyltransferase 3-like. The record is from RefSeq and is a predicted model, not a curated record. NCBI's taxonomy places the organism in Eukaryota, Metazoa, Chordata, Actinopteri, Pleuronectiformes, Pleuronectidae. Bases 1 to 3132 code for a protein of 1043 amino acids. The transcript has 20 exons. Gene Ontology annotation, molecular function: acetylgalactosaminyltransferase activity; 2-oxoglutarate-dependent dioxygenase activity; methyltransferase activity. Gene Ontology annotation, cellular component: Golgi cisterna membrane.
AUGCUGUUUGUGGACUUCAGCUCGGCGUUUAACACCAUCAUCCCAGAAGUCCUCUUCACCAAACUCAUCCAGCUCACUGUGCCUGUCUCCACCCGUCAGUGGAUCAAAAACUUCCUGACAGACAGGAAGCAGCAGGUGAGGCUGGGUAAAACAACAUCCAGCACCCGGUCAGUCAGCACUGGUGCACCUCAGGGAUGCGUGCUCUCCCCACUGCUCUUCUCUCUCUACACGAGCGACUGCACCUCAGGAGAACCAUCUGUUAAAAUCCUUAAAUUUGCAGACGACACUUCAGUCAUCGGCCUCAUCAGGGAUAAUGAUGAGUCUGCAUACAGGCAGGAAGUUGAACAACUGGCCCUGUGGUGCGGUCGAAACAACCUAGAGCUGAACACGCUCAAAACCGUGGAGAUGACAGUGGACUUCAGGAGGAGCCCCCCAGCACUGCACCCCAUCACCAUACUCAACAGUACUGUGUUGGCUGUGGAAUCGUUCAGGUUUCUGGGAUCCACAAUCUCCCGGGACCUGAAGUGGGAACCCAACAUAAAUAAAAUCAUCAAGAAGGCCCAGCAGAGGUUGUACUUCCUGCGCCAGCUUAGGAAGCUCAACCUGCCUCAGGAGCUGCUGAUCCUGUUUUAUACUGCUGUCAACGAGUCUGUUCUCUGCACAUCAAUAACUGUCUGGUUUGGAUCGGCCACCGAAUUGGAUAAGAACAGAAUCUCACGGACAGUCAGGUCUGCAGGAAAGAUCAUCGGUGCCAACCUGCCCACCAUCCAGGACCUGUACACCUCCAGAUCUCAGCUCAGAGUCCAGAGGAUGUCGAUAGAGUCCCCCCUGACGAGGCUGCGUCUCAGAGACAAGUGGCUCAUGUUCGGCACGAUCUUGCUGCUCGGAACUGUGGGGGUCUACCUUGGAAUGAUCGGUACUGAGGCAUGGAACGAUAACGCAAAGGAGCUAAGGAAAAGUGAAUUAAAUGUGCGGGUUUUGCAGGACCAACCAAACAACCUGGAGGAUUCAGCUGCAUGGACAACCAGCAAUACUCCACAACCCUGGAAAACAAAAUAUAAGGGACGGGCCAAUCUGCAUGCGUUUGAGGACUGGUGCGGCAAAUCUAUAGCUGAGCUCCGCAAGAACCCGCACUACCCGUUGUAUCCUCACUCCAGAAGUACAGUACUGAAGCUGGCCGUCAUUCCUAAGUGGACUAACUAUGGACUCAGGAUAUUUGGCUAUCUGCAUCCAUAUACUGACGGAGAGUUUGUUUUUGCUUUGAGCUCUCAAGACAACUCUGAGUUGUGGCUAAGCACAGACGACUCCCCCCUCAAUUUGGAGUUACUGGGAUGGGUUGGAAAGACUGGCACAGAGUGGACCGCCCCUGGCGAGUUUGAGAAAUAUGUUAGUCAGAUAUCCAGACCAGUGAGGCUUUCUGCAGAGAGGAAGUACUUUUUUGAACUUCUCCACAAGCAGGACCAUGAAGGGACAGACCAUGUGGAGGUGGCUUGGCAGCUCCAGGGUGAAGGCUCCAGAUUCACGGUUAUUGAAUCCAAGCACAUCUCUCUCUAUGUUGAUGAGUCUGCUAUGGUAGCAGGUGAUGUUGAACACAUACCUCAGACGGCUGCAAGCCACUCCAACACGAAACAAAGCAGCUCUACAGUUGACAUGCUGAGGGAAGACCCACGAGACGUUCUCUUCCAUGUGCCUCUGAUGAACAGCAAGUUCCUACAAGAUGUUUUGCCCGACUGCGAGUACAAACCCAGCUACACAUACAAAGGUUCUCAACUGGGCCGCUAUCAAGGACUAAAUUAUGUCAAAUCGUCCUUCAUCUACCCUAAUGACCAUACCCGACUCACACAAAUGGAGUCCGAGAAAAGCUGCUUCUACCAAGCCAACAUCUUGGAAAACUCCUACAUGAAUCUAGACAGUCCUGACCUGCACACAGACAGAAAUCAGAGCCUGAUGGGGGAGAAAUCGGGAGACUACUAUGAAACAGAUGAUGAGACUUUUGCUGAGAAAUUCCGGCAGGUACUCCGGUCCUUACCCGUGCAUGAAGACGACACAAAGCCUCAUCCUCAGAAGACCCAAAUUGUGAGUGAGGAGCAGAGGAUUGUAAAAAGAUCACUAAAGCUCCUGCAGGUAAAGAAUGAUGUCAACCAGCACUGGAGGCAGACCUUCCAGAUCAACAACGUGGACUAUCGGGCACAUAAUUCAGAUGCAAUGGAAAUGAGUUGCAAUAUUGCUGGCAGUCUGCUUAUUAACUCCAAUGAUGUUCUGCCAGUGGUCAAGGAUUUCAUGGACAAACUCAACAAAGAACAUGAAGGGCAGUUCACGUUGGUGCAAGUGGUUAACGUGGUGAAGCGUGUGGACCAUGCCAAAGGAAUCCGCUACCUCCUGGAGCUGCUGCUGAAGGACAUGAAGGGCCAAAUGCUGCGUCUGUCACAAUACGUCUACGCUACGACUCGCCAACCUGAGCCGGUGCUGUGUAACCCAGUGGCCUUCAGCUGGAAUCCUCUUGCCACCGUCCACAUCAUAGUUCCAGUGAAAAACCAGGCUCGGUGGGUGCACAAGCUGAUUACUGAAAUGGAGAAAGUGUUCAGAGAAUCUGGAGACACCAACUUCAACCUCAUUGUCACUGACUACGACAGCUCUGACAUGGACGUGGAGAAGGCUCUAAAGAAGUCGUCACUCCACAGGUACCAGUAUCUGAAGCUGAGAGGAAACUUCCAGCGCUCUGCUGGUCUGCAAGCAGGAAUCGACCUUAUAAAAGAUCCACACAGCAUAGUGUUUCUUUGUGACCUCCACCUCCAAUUCCCUACCUCCAUUAUCGACAGCAUCAGGAAACACUCUGUGGAGGGACACAUGGCCUUUGCUCCCAUAGUCUUGAGACUGGACUGUGGGUCAUCACCACUGGAGGCCAGAGGUUUCUGGGAGGUGCAAGGCUUCGGCCUGCUUGGAAUCUAUAAGUCUGAUCUGGAUGCAGUGGGAGGAAUGAACACCAGAGAAUUUACAGACCGCUGGGGAGGGGAAGACUGGGAGCUACUCGAUAGGAUCAUUAAGUCAAAACUGGAAGUGGAUAGGAUCUACUUGAGGAACUUCUUCCACUACUUUCACUCCAAACGUGGCAUGUGGAGCGAGCAGCUUUAG